Molecule: messenger RNA, 1103 nt
Organism: Eucalyptus grandis
Lineage: Eukaryota; Viridiplantae; Streptophyta; Magnoliopsida; Myrtales; Myrtaceae
Product: translocon-associated protein subunit beta
Exons: 5
Coding region: 99-707 (202 amino acids)
Cellular component (GO): endoplasmic reticulum
Source: RefSeq, a predicted model, not a curated record
ACGCUCUCGUCUCUCCGGCUCGCCAUUGACUUACACGCACGAAAACCUCUCGAGACCUAAGAGGCCCCCCUCCUCCGCCCCGACCCGCGACGACGGAGAUGGCGAAUCCGAUCCCGCGCUCGGCGGUCUUCGCCGCCGUCCUGGCGCUCCUCCUGCUGGCGCCGCCGUCCCUCGCCGCCACCGACGUCCCGUUCAUCGUCGCCCACAAGAAGGCCUCCCUCAAGCGGCUCAAGUCCGGCGCCGAGCGCGUCCUCGUCUCCAUCGACAUCUACAAUCAGGGAUCCUCGAUUGCGUAUGAUGUAAGUCUUUCUGAUGAUAGCUGGUCUCAAGAAGUUUUUGAUGUUGUCAGUGGCAACACAUCUCAGUCAUGGGAAAGACUUGAUUCUGGUGGUCUUCUAUCUCAUUCUUUUGAGUUGGAGGCGAAAGAGAAAGGGAUGUUUUUCGGUGCACCAGCAGUCAUUAAGUUCCGUAUCCCAACGAAGGCUCCUCUACAGGUCCGAAACCACAAUAGUGCUGAUGCUGCCCUUCUCCCCCUCUCUCUCUCUCUCUCUGCCCAGAUGCGUUUUCCUCCAUCUAAUAGAAAAUCCUUGCUUGUUUUUAGCUGGCCUACUCUACUCCUAUACUGCCUCUCGAUAUCCUUGCAGAGAGACCUCCCGAGAAGAAAUUUGAGUGGGCUAAGAGACUGCUGGCCAAAUAUGGAUCUCUGAUUUCUGUGAUCAGUAUUGUAGUUCUGUUUGUGUACUUGAUCGCUACCCCAUCAAAAUCUGGUGCUGCCAAGGGUAGCAAGAAGAGGCGGUGAAGCUGAAAGUUUUGCUCCCGAGAUAGCCUGAGGCAAGGCCAGAUCUUCAGCUCACAGGAAUGUUUGUCUGUGUUUACCUUUUUAGAAAGAAGAGCUCUACUAUUGAGAUAGUUUUAGUAAGUGAUAGUUGAACCAAUUUAUCCUUCGAGAGGCACGAACCACUGCUAAUUUUGUGUUUAUUUAGUUUACACCUUUACGGUUCUAAUGGAUUAUCAAUUUUGGAUUGAGCGUUUAUGUGCUGCGUCCAUGUGCUGCUGUAUCUCAUUUCUGCGUAAGUAGGCUUGGACAUUUGAUUAUUCUGUCA